Messenger RNA from Eleginops maclovinus (Patagonian blennie), 1267 nucleotides. It is a transcript of the gene rbm48, whose product is annotated as RNA binding motif protein 48. The coding region runs from base 43 to 1122 and encodes 359 amino acids. Gene Ontology annotation, cellular component: nucleoplasm. Gene Ontology annotation, molecular function: nucleic acid binding. The record is from RefSeq and is a predicted model, not a curated record. The transcript has 5 exons. NCBI's taxonomy places the organism in Eukaryota, Metazoa, Chordata, Actinopteri, Perciformes, Eleginopidae.
UUUAUUUUGAAGGGCACCAACCGGAAAAUUAUCUCCAGAAACAUGGCGGCGCCUGGAAACAAUAUUUCAAGUUGUUGGGGCGUCCCAGACGUUUAUAAACAUCAUGAACAGAAGAAAAUAUGCAUUUCUAGACCUAAAUAUAGAGAAGGAAGGAGAGACAGAGCUGUUAAGGUAUACACCAUCAAUUUAGAGUCCAAUUACCUGAUGAUCCAAGGGGUCCCAGCGAUAGGAGUGAUGACAGAGCUGAUCCAGCUGUGUGCUCUGUAUGGUGCUGUGGAGGAGUACAGGCCCCUGGACGAGUACCCUGCUGAGGAGUUCACAGAGGUCUAUCUUGUCAAGUUCCAGAAACUCACCAGCGCCAGAGCAGCAAAACGACGCAUGGAUGAGAAGAGCUUUUACGGUGGUGUGCUGCACGUAUGUUACGUCCCAGAGCAUGAGACUGUGGAAGACACCAGGUUAAAGUUGCAGGACAGGAGGAGAUAUAUAAUCAGGGCUGUUCGGAAUAAAGCAAGAGAAAAGGAACAGAAGGAGGCCGUAAACGAGAAACCAACUUCAUCAGACAAGGCCACCACAUCAGAGACCGUCGUCGCCAGACAUGACAAAAGUGCUGAUCCGGAUAAAACAAGGAAUACUUCAAACAUCUGCCAUUAUUCAGGCUUUCCUCUACUGCCACUACCUCCCCAGGAAUAUCAUUACUACAGGCAUGAAAAUCCACAUGGGACUAUACCAACAGAGGACAAGAUGGGGACAUUACAUAAUGCCAUCAUUGAGAGAGUUCAGAGUUCCAGCUCCUACCAAACAUCUUUAGACAAAGACAGAGAAACUGAAAAAAGACUGACCUUAAAUCCAUCUCCUGCAGCAGUCAGAUUUGUCCCCAGGACCACACACUUGGAGAACAGGAAGCGCAGAAUGGAAGAAGCGGCAGAGCACUCACUGACUGAUGUUACUAUAAACAAUGAACCACUUAUUGGGCCAAAGCUACCAGAACCUCCUAAACUGGACAUGGAGGAUGGGUCACUAAACACAACUGUAAAGCUGAUCAGGAACACAUUAAAAAAGGUGGAAUCAGUUCCUGACCUCAAACCAGUGGCGAAAAAGAUGAAACCACGUCGGCGGAUUUGAUGUAGAGAGCUGCCUUGAUGCUGGAAUUAAUGCAGAAAUUACUACUACACCAUUUUAAAAAAAUAAUCUCUUGGCAGCUUGCUUUGAUUGUCACACUGAAAAAUCAAAUUACAUUUUUAUUAAAGACUACAUAUCUGAAAAUGCA